AUGGACGACGCUGGUUCUACUUCUUCACAGUCUGAUCAGGGUGCCUCUUCUGGGGCUGAUGAUGUUCUGGUUGAAUCGGGUGCUGGAGCUCCGAAGUCAGACAAGGACCCGAGGAAGGUCGCCAGAAAGUAUCAAUUGGAGCUAUGCAAGAGAGCUAUAGAGGAGAAUAUAAUUGUGUAUCUAGGGACUGGUUGUGGGAAGACCCACAUAGCGGUCUUGCUUAUAUACGAGUUGGGCCACUUGAUACGCAAACCUGAAAAGAACAAAUGCAUAUUUCUUGCGCCCACAGUGGCUCUGGUUCAACAGCAAGCCAGGGUUAUAGAAGAUUCCCUUGAUUUCAAGGUUGGGAUCUAUUGUGGAAGCUCUAACCAAUUUAAGAAUCAUCGAGAUUGGGAGAAAGAGAUGGAACAAUAUGAGGUUCUUGUUAUGACCCCUGAAAUACUUCUACGUAACUUAUAUCACUGUUUCAUUAAGAUGGAGUCAAUUGCAUUGUUGAUUUUUGAUGAGUGUCAUCAUGCUCAAGUCCAAAGCAACCAUCCCUAUGCAGAAAUUAUGAAAUUGUUCUACAAAACUGAUGACACCAAACUUCCCCGUAUAUUUGGCAUGACUGCCUCUCCAGUUGUAGGGAAAGGUGCUUCGAGUCAAGCAAAUUUAUCAAAAAGCAUCAACAGUCUUGAAAGUUUACUUGAUGCUAAGGUCUUGAUUAUGAUCCUUGCCAUGCCAAGGCUUUCCAUUCAGGUUUAUUCAGUUGAAGAUAAGGAAGAAUUAGAUCAUUUUGUCUCUUCUCCUGUUAUCACGGUGUACGAUUAUGGUCCUGUUAUAAGGAACACAUCCAGUCACUAUACCUCUUAUUGUACUAAGCUUGAGCAGAUCAAACGGCAGUGUAUAGAAGAACUUAGUAAGAAGACGAAUGACUACCAAAGUCUAAGAAGUGCAAAGAAACUGUUGAACAGAAUGCAUGAUAGUAUACUAUUUUGCUUGGAAAGUCUUGGCCUUUGGGGAGCAUUGAAAGCUAGUCAUAUUCUUCUGAAUGGUGAUCACUUUGAACGGAAUGAACUAAUGGAGGAGGAAGGAAAUAAUGGUGAUGAUACUGUAUGUGUUAAUUAUCUGACUCGGGCUGACGAUAUCCUUGCUACUGACUGUUUGAGAGGAGUCCACUCUAGAUUGAUGAGUAUGUCAAGGAAGAAGAUGAACAUCAUUCUUGAUAAGUUCCGAUCUGGAGAGUUGAAUCUAUUGAUUGCAACUAAAGUUGGUGAAGAAGGACUAGAUAUUCAGACUUGCUGCCUUGUGAUACGAUUCGAUCUUCCAGAAACUGUUGCUAGCUUUAUACAAUCACGAGGUCGUGCGCGGAUGCCUCAAUCUGAAUAUGCAUUUUUGGUAAACAGUGGCAACCAGAAGGAGUUAGAUUUAAUAGAAAAGUUCAGAAAAGAUGAAGAUAAAAUGAACAUGGAAAUUGCUUUUAGAACAUCCAGCGAGACAUUUAUUGGUUCAGAGGAUAGGAUUUAUAAAGUCGAUUCAUCUGGUGCUUCCAUCAGUUCUGGAUAUAGCAUCUCGUUAUUACACCAGUAUUGCUCAAAGCUUCCACAUGAUGAGUACUUUGACCCCAAUCCAAAAUUCUUUUUUCUUGAUGAUUUAGGGGGAACUGUUUGUCAUAUAAUUUUACCUUCCAAUGCUCCAAUUCAUCAAAUUGUCAGUACACAACAAUCUUCAGUGGAAGAUGCCAAAAAGGAUGCUUGUCUAAAAGCCAUCGAAGAAUUGCAUAAAUUGGGUGCCUUAAGUGACUAUCUCUUACCACAGCAAAGCAAUCCAAAUGUGGAGGAGUUGAUGCUAGACUCUUCUGAUUCUGACAGUACCGAAGAUGAGGAUUCGCGAGCAGAACUGCAUGAGAUGCUAGUUCCUGCUGCUCUAAAAGAGCCAUGGAGUAAUUUGGAGGAUCAUGUUUCCCUCAGCUCGUAUUAUCUAAAAUUUAACCCUGUUCCUGAAGAUAGGAUCUAUAAAAGCUUCGGUCUAUUUGUCAAGGCACCCCUCCCAGUAGAAGCUGAAUCAAUGGAACUUGAUCUUCAUCUGGCUCAUGGUAGAUCUGUUAUGACUGAGUUAGUUCCAUCUGGAUUUGCAGAAUUUGGCAAAGAUGAGAUAUUGCUGGCACAAAAUUUUCAAGAAAUGUUCCUCAAGCUUGUUCUUGACCGGACAGAAUUUGUUUCUGAGUUUGUUCCAUUGGGAAAGCAUGAUUUUAGUCGAUCAAGCUCAUCAACAUUCUACCUGUUGCUUCCUGUAACUUUGGGUAACAAUUAUAAUAUAGCAAGCAUAGAUUGGAGGACUAUCAAAAAAUGUUUAUCAUCUCCAGUUUUCAGGGCUCCAGGAGAUGCUUUGGGCAGGAAAAGUCAUCGUUCGGAUAUACGACUUGCAUCAGGUUACAAAAGCAUAAGUGAUGUUAAGAAUAGUUUAGUCUAUGCCCCAUAUAAGAGUACAUUUUAUUUCAUCACUGAUGUUGUUCAAGAAAGGAAUGCUUACAGCCCAUAUAAAGACUCAGGCACUUUAAGCUAUGUGGAUCAUUUAAUUAAAAAGUUUCACAUUCAUCUUAAAUACCCUGAGCAACAGCUUCUGCACGCCAAACCACUUUUCUGUUUGCAUAAUUUGCUACACAACCGAAAGCAAGAAGAUUCAGGACCUCAACAACUAGAUGAGUAUUUUAUUGACUUGCCUCCUGAGCUUUGCGAGUUGAAGGUAAUAGGCUUUUCAAAAGAUAUCGGGAGUUCAAUAUCUUUGUUACCCUCAAUCAUGCACCGUCUAGAAAACUUGCUUGUUGCCAUCGAACUGAAGCAUGUAUUAUCUGCUUCUUUCCCGGAGGGAGCUGAGCUUACUGCUGAGAGAGUUCUAGAAGCACUCACAACAGAGAAGUGCCAGGAGCGAUUUUCCCUUGAAAGGCUUGAAAUACUUGGUGAUGCUUUCCUUAAGUUUGCAGUUGGACGACACUUUUUCCUUUUGCACGAUUCCCUUGAUGAAGGUGGACUAACAAGGAAACGUUCUAAUGUGGUAAACAAUUCCAAUUUAUUCAAGCUAGCCACAAGAAGCAACUUGCCGGUAUACAUACGGGAUCAGUCAUUUGAACCCUCUCAGUUCUUUGCUUUAGGCCGUCCUUGCCCAAGAAUUUGUGGGAAGGAGACAAUAGGAGCUAUUGAUUCUCAAGGUUUAUGUAGUGUUGUAAAUCACACAAAUUCUAGUGAGGUCAGAUGUAGUAAGGGUCACCAUUGGUUGUAUAAGAAAACCAUUGCUGAUGUUGUUGAAUCCCUCAUUGGAGCAUUCGUAGUUGACAGUGGCUUUAAAGCUGCAACUGCAUUUCUUAGAUGGAUUGGCAUACAAGUAGACUUUGAACCAUCACAAGUUACCGAAGUAUGCAUAGCAAGCACUAGAUACAUCCCACUAUCUGCUUGCAUGGAUAUUGCUGCCCUUGAAAAUUCAUUAGGGUAUCAGUUUGUCCACAAAGGUUUGCUCUUACAGGCAUUUGUACAUCCUUCUUACAACAAGCAUGGAGGAGGCUGCUAUCAGAGAUUGGAGUUUCUUGGAGAUGCCGUCUUGGAUUACUUGAUCACCUCAUACCUGUAUUCAGUUUAUCCAAAGUUGAAGCCUGGUCAAUUGACAGAUUUGAGAUCAGUAUCUGUGAAUAAUAAAGCCUUUGCUAAUGUUGCAGUAGAUCGGUCCUUCCACAAAUUUCUAAUCUGUGAUUCUAGUAGCCUUUCAGAGGCUAUAAAAGUUUAUGUGGACUUCAUCGACACCCCUGCAUCAGAAAGGGGUCUUCUUGAUGGGCCAAAAUGUCCAAAGUCUCUGGGCGACUUGGUGGAGUCCUGUCUGGGUGCAAUUCUUCUUGAUACAGGGUUCAAUUUGAACCGUGUUUGGGAGAUAAUGCUAUCCUUUCUGAAACCAAUCAUGAGCUUUUCCAGCUUGCAGCUUAGUCCUAUUAGGGAACUACGGGAACUUUGCCAAGCUCAUACAUGGGAUCUUCGGUUUUUACCAUCGAAGAAGGGUAAAACAUAUUCAAUUCAGGCAACAGUGGAGGGGAAUAAUGUUCGUGCAACUGCUUCCUCGACUAGCUUGAACAAAAAGGAUGCUAUUAGAAUUUGUGCAAAACUGAUUUUUGCCGAGUUGAAGGCUCAAGGAAAUAUACCCAAGACAAAAUCUUUGGAGGAAGUCUUAAAGUCAAGCAGUGAGAUGGAAGCUAAACUUAUCGGAUAUGACGAGACACCAAUAGAUGUUGUGCUUCCUGAUGUGAUUGGAUUUGACAAAUUAAAUGUACAAGAACCUUGCCGAAGAAACUUUAAUUCCAAAAUGCAUAUCAAAGAAGAAAGAAAUGGUGACUCCUCCUGCAUUAAACCUGUACUGCAACCCCCACCUUCAUUUGAAGCAGUCAAAAUACAACCAAGCGAGACCAGGGGAAAUCCCAGCUGUGAUGCUAACUCACAAGCCAAAGAAAAUCUUCCAGGCGGAUCACACAAAGCAACAGCAAGAGCUCGUUUGUAUGAAAUCUGUGCUGCAAACUAUUGGGAACCACCUUUGUUUGAAUGCUGCAAUGAAGACGGACCAAGCCACUUAAAAUUGUUCACCUUCAGGGUUGAAGUAAAGAUAGAAGAAGCUCCAGAUAUGAUAUUAGAGUGUUUUGGAUCACCUCAUGGGAACAAGAAGGCAGCAGCAGAGCAUGCAGCAGAAGGGGCACUUUGGUACUUGAGAAACGGAGGGUAUAUAAGUAGUAGUGACUAA
Messenger RNA from Prunus armeniaca (apricot), 4752 nucleotides. The record is from the annotation of a GenBank genome assembly. NCBI's taxonomy places the organism in Eukaryota, Viridiplantae, Streptophyta, Magnoliopsida, Rosales, Rosaceae.